This is a messenger RNA of Cryptococcus deneoformans JEC21, 2808 nucleotides long. RefSeq names its product expressed protein. The record is from RefSeq and is a predicted model, not a curated record. The transcript has 10 exons. NCBI's taxonomy places the organism in Eukaryota, Fungi, Basidiomycota, Tremellomycetes, Tremellales, Cryptococcaceae. Bases 1034 to 2638 code for a protein of 534 amino acids.
AUUCCCUCCACAGCAUUUCUCGCAGGACUCUAAGGGCUUGAAUGGGAUAUCAUUCAUUUUGGAUUCAAUGACAGCGUGCUUCACAUAUUCUUUCACUGCAACGAGGCAUAACGCGACGAUCUAAAAAAGUCAAUUAGAGUGUGGCGUGGCGGCACUGUGUCUAUCAUGUGGCUCUUAGUAGCUGUUGCUUCUUACAAAAAGCAUUCAGAGACCGGCCCGUGAGUUCAAGGGGGCGCUGUUAAUGAACGAUUGUCAUUUCUCCACCAUCUCUGUCGGCGCCGGUCAUGCGUCAUGUGCCCACACUCAUGCGCCCCCGUCACGUGCCACAGCUCACAGCGUCUAGAAAAGCUUUUGGCACAAAGAAGACCCUCGAUAGGAACAAAAUAAAUGAACCUGGAUUAUUUAGGCAUGAAAGCUUUUACACCUCUUCGGACAGAUGCUCCGAUUUACGAAAUGUCGUUCACGCAACCAUCAUCUUUUGUCUGACCCAUCGCAAUCAUGGAUCGCACAAUAAGUCCCCGCAGAUCGAAGGAAAAUAGGGUAUAAUUGUCACCAAAUGACCUUGCUUGUUAACAUCGGCAGCGCUGCCGGUAGUUGACUUUUGUUCUACAUUGUCCAAACUUGCAACAGGCAUUCUUGAAUCGAGCAAUAAGCAAUCAUGGAUCGCACAAUAAGUCCCCGCAGAUCGAAGGAAAAGAGGGUAUAUUGUCACCAAAUGACCUUGUUAACAUCGGCAGCGCUGCCGGUAGUUGACUUUUGUUCUACAUUGUUGUCCAAAACUUGCAACAGGCAUUCUUGAAUCGAGCGAUAUGUAGGGGGAAAUCGAAAAAAAUAGUGUCUAUUGUCGUCCGGUGACCUUUUUGACAUCGGAGGCGCUGCCGGUAGACGACCACCUAGGGCUUGAUGAUAGCGACUUAUCGACACCCGGAACGCCUCACAACACCAAGCUUGCCCAAGAAAACUAUAUAAACGGACGCCAAGGCGGUAGGUAUGAGACACCCACCACUCCCUGCCAAGCUCAAGACAACAAACAAUGCGAAUCCCUCUCGACGUUGCACACUCGGUAGUACGUGCUCUGCACACCAUCCGUAGUGACUCUGCCCAAUCGGGUAAUGUUACCCAGACUUCGGUUCAGAUCCCCAGCAACCAGCCAGCAUGGGCCGAACCACUUUCCCCGAACUUGGCUGCCUUCUCUAUUGAGAUGGAUCGAUGGCCAGAUUGGGCGGGACAAAAAGUGGGAGAACCAAACAAGUAUGUCAAUCAGGUACUCACCAACUUGGGUGAACGAACCGGUGUAAUGCCCUAUCUCAGGGUUGGAGCCAACUCGGAAGACCGUGCGACGAUCGACUUGUCCUACGAAGUGAUGAACGCCACUUUCCCCGCAGCCACUGAAGAGGUACCGGUUCCCGAAGCAGACAGCAUCUCUAUCGGUCGCGACUUUUACGCUCUUUCCGGUAACCUUCCCGAUGGUACACCUUUCCAGUGGGGUGUCAAUCUCGCUAGUCUCAACCGCACCGAGACUAUUGCGCAGGCGAAGCUCAUUGCAGACACUUUCCAAGGAGACCGAGCCCAUUUGACUGCCAAUGUCCAUCUCGAUGGUCUCGAGAUAGGUAACGAGCCCGAUUUCUACAGUAGUGGGAAAGGAUUGGGUGCGGCAUGGACGCCGGCAAAUUACUCUCAAACAUGGCUCGAUUAUGCCCAAGGGGUAUCGGAAGUCAUUCAGCUGGGUGGUGACGGUCCCUACCUUACUCCUGGUGCUAUGACCGGCUUCGAGGCUCCCGCCUGGACACCUGAAGCUUCUCUCGAGGCUGGGAUUCUGGACGAUGAUGACAUCCGAUCCGUUGUUAAGCAGUUCAACCAGCACGUUUACUCUGGCGCUUUCGCGGACGGUUACCCUUUGUCCCCUACGGGCAGCUUGAUGGACAAGGGGACUGUGCGGGCAAACCUUACCACUCGAACCUAUGGGCUAAAAGCUGUCAAGAGUGAGGGUCUGCAAUACGUCUUUGCUGAAGGUAAUUCAUACGCCAACCACGGUCAACCUGGUACCAGUAACACGGCCGAAGCGGCCAUUUGGGCCAUUGACUGGAUGCUUCAACUGGCUUCUAUGGGAGUUGAGCGUAUGCACUUCCACCACGGUGUCGGAUUCCGCUACAAUUUCUUCCAGCCCGUCGCUACCGAUGCUGAUCACGACGAUGGAACCAAUAUGACCAGUCGAGCUCACAUUCUACCCGCUUACCAUGCCGCUCUUAUCGUCAACGAAGCAAUUGGUACCAACGGGAACUCAUACGUUGCGGAAAUCAGCACCCCAAACGAUAACGUGGUGGCGUAUGGUAUUUGGGAAGACGGCGAUUUGGUCCGAAUGGUGGUCACUAGUACCGAGGUUUACACUACCGAUGAUGAAGACGCGCAGGAGGGAAGGAACAAGUUUGAGCUCAACCUUGUCGGCGUUGAAGGAAGGAACGCAACCGUCAAGAGGCUGUUUGUCCCUCAAACCACUGCAAUGCACGGACUUACUUGGGCUGGUCAGUUUUUCGACACUGAAGAUGGUAAACCAACUGGAGAAGUCAGCGAGGAGACUCUCGAUAACGGCGUCCUUCAAAUUGAUGCCUCUUCCGCUGUUCUCAUCUGCUUCAAAUAAGUCUCGGUUGGGUACGAGGAAGAACAAAUAAGGAAAAAAUCACACCUCCAGGAAGUGGAAGAAAGAGAGGAAAAAAGACCGAUAAGAGUUGAAAAAUUGGCGCAGGAAGUUUCAAGAUAUAAUUUAGAAGUCAGGAAAGUUUUGGUUUACUUAUGCUGGAAGAAUGUAUA